AUGUUGCAGAGAGCUGCGAACCAUGCUUAUUCCUGGUGGUGGGCCAGCCACAUUCGCACCAAGCAAUCCAAAUGGCUCGAACAGAGCCUUCAAGACAUGGAAGAGAAGGUGCACGGCAUGCUCCAGCUGAUCGAAGGCGACGGUGACUCGUUCGCGAAGAGGGCGGAGAUGUACUACCGCAGGCGGCCCGAGCUCAUCUGCGCCGUUGAGGAGUCCUACAAAGUCUUCCGCGCCCUGGCCGACCGCUACGACCUCUUGUCGAAAGAUUUCCAAAAUGCCAACCACACCAUCGCGACUGUCUUCCCGGAGCAGGUCCAGUUUGGCAUGGCGGACGACGACGACGUCCUCCCCAACAUGCCGGACAACUUCGUCGUCCCGGAGAUGAACAUGUCCAAGAUCCCCCAAGUCCCCAAGGCUCCCGUCAGAGACCUCAAGACGAUCAUCUCCAGGGCCUCCAAGCAGGUCCAGGCUAGGAAGAUGAAGGCGGCUCACACGCGCCAGAAGCCGGCUGUCGAGUCCGGCCUCACCAAGGAGGAGGCUCUAGAGGAGAUCAACAAGCUGCAGAAGGAAAUCCUAUCUUUGCAGACUUUGAAGGAGUUUGUGAAGAGCUCUUAUGAGAGUGGGAUUGGUAAGUAUUGGGGGAUUGAGAGCCAAGUGAUGGAGAUGCAGCAAAGGAUUUUGAAGCUACAAGAUGAGUUCAGUAUGGAUAUCGUGAUCGAGGAUGAUGAGGCUCGGACGCUAAUGGCUGAGGCCGCUCUCAAGUCGUGUCAAGAGACCUUGGCCAUCCUGCAGGAGAAGCAGGAGAAGAUAGCUUUCGAAGCGAUGGAUGAGUACGAAAGGAUUGAGGCCGCCUGUGAGCGGUUACAGUCACUUCGCGAUAAGUACAGCCUUGAGCAAAUAGAUGGUGCACGGGAUACAUCACGUGAGUUCAGUAAAGACGUGGCUGCCUUGCUGCAGGAGACAAAAGAGCUCGAGGAGCUGCCCGAGAAGCUGGAGGAGACCUUGGACACGGCCUCGUUGGCUAGUCUCUCUGCCACUCAGCUAGCGGAAAAGAUUGAUGUUUUGGUGAAUAAGGUGAUCACGUUAGAGACGGCUGUGUCGUCUCAGACGGUUCUUGUGAACACGCUGAGGGCCGAGAACGACGACCUCAACACGCAGAUCCGGAGCCUGGAGGAGGAGAACGAGAGCCUCGGCGGGGACACGCAGGGGCUGAGCUCCAAGGUCAUCCAUAUGGAGGAGAAGCUGAACAAGGUGCAAGACUUAAAUAAGAAUGUAGAGAGCCGCAACACUACUCUUCAAACCAAUUUCGCCAAGGCGAAAACCAGCAUCAAUACUCUUGCGGAGAAGCUCACCAGUUUCAACCCUGACGAUGAUCCCGAGCCUUCUCCUUCCGAUGUUGUGACAAAUGUCGAUGAUAAUCUGUCAGGCAGUGUAGAGGAUAAGAAACCGGCCGAGGAUGAGAUUCCCGACACUCUGAAGGGAGACGAGGAGGCCGGUGCAGAUGCUGCCCGCGCCUCCUCAAGAGAAUUUAGCAGUGCAGAGGAUGAUGGCGGUCACGCCUCAGAGACAAAACAAGGUAGUCUAAAAGAAGAAGCAAAAGAAUUUAAAGAUGUAAGAGAAGUAGCGAGCAAAGAAGAGGGAGAAGAAGAGGAAGAAGAAGAAAAUACGAAGAAGAUGCGAAGAAGUUUGACAUCCGUCGCGCAAGAGAAGGAAAACAAGGAGAAUGCGGUAAGAAAGACAUCAUCGUUCUCAGGGCGAAAAACGAUGCAGAAGAUACUCGAGGAGGAAUACGAAAACUCUCCAAGAAACAAAGCUAGGGCGGAGACUAAAGAUAAAGAAGAGGACGACUACAGCUGGCAACAGAUCCUCCUCAGCGGAAUGGAGGAUCGAGAGAAGAUCCUCCUAAAGGAAUACACCACAAUAUUGAGAAACUACAAAGAGGUGAAGAAGAGACUGAACGAGGUGGAAAUGAAGGAAAGGGACAGCCACUUCGACACCACCAUACAACUGAGGGAGCUCAGGAAGGCCAUCUCGAGACGAGACCAGGAAAUCACGAACCUCCGCAAAAGGCUCAACGAAGACAUCCCCGAACAGGACAAAUUAGACAACGAGAACGAGAAGCGCGAGACAGCGAUGGUGCACAUGGCAAAGGGCCACUCGCAGUCGCUGGUGGAGAAGAAGCUUAGGACAGACAUCGACGCCAUCCUGGACGAGAACUUAGACUUCUGGUUCAGGUUCAGCACCGCGUUCCAACAGAUACAGAAGUUCAAGACAGAAGUAAGGGACCUGGACGAGGAGAUGGCCAAACUGCGCAGGACAGACCAGAUGCAGGAGCUGAAAUCAGAAGUGGUGCCAAUUUUCAAGCAUUUAAGGGAUAUACAGAGAGAGCUGACGGUGUGGCUGGAGCAGAGCGUGCCACUGAAGGAGGAGCUGAGGAGCCGAUUCUCGUCGCUGUGCAGGAUUCAGGAGGAGAUCACGAAGGCGCUGAGGGAGGGCGUGGAGUGGGACGAGAUCCGGUUCAGCAGCCACCAGGCGGCGAAGCUGCAAGGGGAAGUGCUGAACAUGAAGCAGGAGAACGAGAAGGUGAGGGAGGAGCUCGAGGCCGGGCUCGACCACGUGAGCAUGCUGCAGCUGCAGAUAGACAAGACGCUGGGGCUGCUGGAUCAGGAGUUUGAGAUAUCGAAGGAGCGGUCGGAGAGGAAGAGUAAGUUGCCACUUAGUUCAUUCAUUUUUGGGAAUAAGUCUCAGUCGAAGAAAGCUAGGACUUCGAUCUUCUCGUGCAUGCAUCCGAGUAGGAAAUACCAGGUUCUUAGAGCUGGGAUUCGGUUUUCGUCGAGUAAUAACUCUUCUUCUUCUUCUUCUUGA
This is a messenger RNA of Salvia splendens (bonfire salvia), 2865 nucleotides long. Its product is annotated as kinase-interacting protein 1-like. Gene Ontology annotation, molecular function: actin binding. Bases 1 to 2865 code for a protein of 954 amino acids. The record is from RefSeq and is a predicted model, not a curated record. The transcript is spliced from 2 exons. Lineage: Eukaryota; Viridiplantae; Streptophyta; Magnoliopsida; Lamiales; Lamiaceae.